This is a messenger RNA of Musca vetustissima, 587 nucleotides long. RefSeq lists its product as uncharacterized. Gene Ontology annotation, molecular function: structural constituent of ribosome. Gene Ontology annotation, biological process: mitochondrial translation. The record is from RefSeq and is a predicted model, not a curated record. Bases 9 to 578 code for a protein of 189 amino acids. NCBI's taxonomy places the organism in Eukaryota, Metazoa, Arthropoda, Insecta, Diptera, Muscidae. The transcript is spliced from 2 exons. Gene Ontology annotation, cellular component: mitochondrion; mitochondrial small ribosomal subunit.
AUAUUGCAAUGGCAACUAAAGUAAUUAAAUAUAUUGGUCGUACUACCGAUUUCAAAGGUAAAACCUUAUGGGAAAUAGUGGGUGAUCUUAAAGAUUUUGGUGUUGGCCGGUUGGUGGUACGCAACAUGUUCCAACGUUACCCAGAGCCAUGUUAUAUGCGUAUACUGAAGGUGGAUACCGUGGAUGCUGAGGAUGGUGAUAAGCCCCGCAAAGUAAAGGUUACCGUAGAGAAAACCUGGCGUGGUGUUACCCUACCCAAACCGGUGGAAAUUUUCAGUACAAGUUAUAAGGCCGAUUAUGAAUUGGUGGACAAAGAAGAUGAGCAUAAAUAUCUACAGAAUACAGCUAAAGUCGAGGAAAAAAUAUUGAAUCCAUUUGUUGAGUUUCCACCAUUGCUACGUGAAUUCAUUAGUGAAGAAACCGGUAAUACAAAUCCCCAAAUGAAGGUGCAUUUUAAGCAAACCGAUAACAAAUUUGUACGCCUCGCCAAGGAUGGUGAAAAACCAACAAUACAAGUAACAAUGGGUUUAGGACAACCCUCGACCAUAGCUAAGAAGUUUUAUGAAGGUGUGUUAUAGAUAUUAAAA